CUCUGGCGGAAUAUAUAAUACCCCUUUCCCUCAACACUCUCAGCCCGGUAGGGCAUUGCACCUUUGUGCAAUUCCGACCUCCACAAACCCCCGAACCCUGCAUAAGUACCCCCAUCUCAUCCUCAUCGUCAUCACAAUCACAAUCACUGCCACCACCAUGGCACCAGAAACACCCUCACCACCCCCUCAUCGCUCCCUCCUCAUCCCUGAAAUCCUCGAACGCAUCCUUAUCCAACUAGACAUCCACACCCUCCUCUUUUCCCAACGCGUCUGCACCGCCUGGGCCUCUUUAAUGCAGCAAUCUCCAUCCCUCCAACAAGCCCUCUUCUUUGCCCCAGCCCAAUGGCCCAAAGAAGACAUCAUCUACAACCCCCUCCUGAUCAAACAUUUCCCCCCGUUCUUCCCAGGUACCAUUCACAAUGAGCUCGUCAAACCGCGAGACUGCUACCCGCCUCACUUCCUCCCAAUGCAAUACGUCGGCAAUGAGAACGCGUGGAGCCACCCCGUCAAGGACGACCUCACCCGAGCGGAGGUCUUCUACUCCGAGCUCCCUCUCCAAAAAUAUCCCCUGCGCCGUAAGGCGUACCUGUACCCCGAGGCAUCCUGGCGUCGCAUGCUCACCCAGCAGCCGCCCGCACCCCACAUCCCAGUCCUCCGCGUCUGGUCCUGGCCCCGGGGCAAAACCUUUGAUCGUUACCGCAUCCCAGGCACAUUGAAAGAUGUGAUGGAUCUGGAGAGAUACGUCCAACAGAACCUAAAGGACUCCGAACCACCCGACCCUUCGUCUUCUCCCACUAACAACCUCGAAGACGGCGGAGGCGUCACAAUGGGCCUCCUCUUCGAUUACGUGACCUGCGAUCUGGAUCUAAAGUGGUGGAUGAUCAUGUGGGGAGAUCUGCCCCCCGUGUCGAUGGCACUAGAAUUGGGACCGGAAUAUGUAGAUGCUUAUAAGCGCGCAGCGGAGGAUGGGAGUAUUGUGAUUCUCACAUUUCAGAUCGUGCAGGGGGCCGAAUGGUGGUAUGAUAUUGCUGCGGCGAAUGCGAAGAAUUUGAGGUUUCGUAUUGUCGAUGAGUAUAGGGCUAGGGGGUGGGUCGGGGAGAGACCGCCUACGUUUUCGAAUCGGUUGAGGGCCGUGGAGAACGGGAGAUUUCCGCAUUUUACCACGCAGGCGCCGUUUCUGGCGAGGUAUUUGUUGCCGGGGUGGGGGGCUGCUGUGGGCUAGUUGUGGGUUAAGUGCGUACUAGAUUUGUGUUAUAUUUUGUUUUUGUUGUCUGAUAUCGUGUGAGAAAUAAGAGUUUGGCUAUACACGGUCCUCCAAAGCAUAGAGACCGG
Messenger RNA from Aspergillus neoniger CBS 115656, 1332 nucleotides. RefSeq lists its product as uncharacterized. NCBI's taxonomy places the organism in Eukaryota, Fungi, Ascomycota, Eurotiomycetes, Eurotiales, Aspergillaceae. Gene Ontology annotation, molecular function: protein binding. The record is from RefSeq and is a predicted model, not a curated record. The transcript has a single exon. The coding region runs from base 158 to 1222 and encodes 354 amino acids.